UGGUCGGUUGGCGCGGCGCUCAGUUGGCGGGAACUUGCUUUGUUUUAAGCCGGCAAAUUAAACAAGCAAAAUAAUUGAAAAUCAAAACUGUUAAUCAAUCGGUUUUAUUUACAUUGUUAACAAACUGCAUUGAGACAGUAAGCGCUUGUGGAUUAUUAAUCAAAAAUUAUCAUAUUAUCUGCAGUUCAAUGUGAUUAGCGCAAAAAUAUGUGGGUGACAGCAAUUAUGUAUUGAAAUAGAAUAAAUAGAAUUUGGAGUAAUAAUUCAUAGCUUAUUUCCCCCAGUGAUGUGUGGAAAGGCAAAAAAACGAAAUUAGCCGAAAUAAAGCAAGAAGAAAGUAAAUUAAGUAACCAAUUCCACAAAUAACAGAAACAACGAAGAGAAAAGUUGGAGAAAAAGUGAUUACCAUAAUUAUUCCCAAGUUGCGAAAGUGUGUGCGAAUAUCCAUUUAUAGCCGGUUAGCCAAUAAGCUCACGAAAGGAAAUAAAUUGCCGUGCUGUUCAUAUAAAUUGCCCAUAGCCAAGCAAAUGAAAUUCCGUUUUCUUUCGUGUUAAAAAUGUACGGCCCAUUUUGGCUGGCAGCGCAACCGCAGAAGCAGCGGAGGCCCAUCGCCCGCUGCCAGACAUGAACAGUAAAAAAGUGAAUAACGAAACAACAAAAGAAACAAAAACAAGAUAAUCAAAAUAUAAUGCAACAAAAUGUGCCAAAAAUAGUAAAAGAUAGAUUGUGAACAGGACACACCCACACACAUACACUCACGCGAACAAGGAGUAACUUCUCAGACAGCUGGCUCAGCCGGUAAACAAAAUGAAAAUAGAAAAAUAAAAUCCAAGUGACAGUGUCUGUGCGCCAUGACCCGGUGUAAGCAAGGCAGGCGAAUAAAUAAUUGGUGCUAAUCUGCAUAAGCUGCGCGGGGGCGAGUAUGUCUGAGCCGAGCGCCUGAAAAUUAUCAAAUCAUGGCAGAUAAUAUUUUUCUUUAAGUGGAUAUGAAUAUGCCUGUUCACAUAGACAUUGGAAUAUGAAAUUUUUAACGAAAUGCUUUUAUUCACUUCUUAAAAAGGAUAAGCUCUUAUCCAAGCGCCAAUAAAUAAAAGAAAAUUGUUUGUGAAUCGAACUGACAUGUGAUCAAAAAAUAGACAACGGUUUUGCUGUCAUCACUUCAGCAGUCGAAGGUCUUCAGAGGCAAACGCAACGCACAGAUUUCUCGACAACGACGAUGAACAACCGCAACAACUCAAUCAUCGGCAUCAACAGGGAAAGCAACAACAAUACCAGCUGUACAAUACUGCGCAUUGUGCCGGUGGCAGCGACAGCGACAACAGUACAAGAAGCGCCCAAAGCAACAGUAAUAGUAUUCCAAGCUUCAGUGGCAGCCACAUCGCGAAUCCAGCCCGCGGCAGCAGCAAAAACAUCAACAUCAACAGCAACAGCGCUGACACAAGUAAAAUAAUUGCCGACGCAUUGGUGAGUCGUUCGCUUGCACUGAAUCCGCUCAGCAUGUCGAGCUCGCCCGAAGUGGCGGAAGCGAGUGCGGGUGUGGCUGCAGGAGCACAUGUAGAUGUGGACGUGGACGUGGGCGCUGACGAGACACCGCUCGAGUCCUACGACAGCCUCGACGCAAUUAAUGAGAGUACCGAACUGCAGUGCCUGGUGCAGCAGCACAUUGAUACAACGACCUACGGCAAUGACAGCGCCUACUGCCUCACCCACUUCGACUCGAUCCUUUGUUGGCCUCGCACGCCGCGUGGCACUUUGGCGGCGCUGCCGUGCCUGCACGAGUUCCAAGGCAUACAGUACGACAGCUCGCAGAAUGCGACGCGCUUUUGCCAUGCUAAUGGCACAUGGGAGAAAUAUACAAACUAUGACUUAUGCAUGCACCUGCCUGCGCCCUCCACUGUACCUGAAUUCGAACCGAUCAUCGAGUUGCCAACGAUAAUUUACUACAUUGGCUACACCAUCAGCUUAGUCUCAUUGACGCUGGCGAUUAUUGUCUUCGCCUAUUUCAAGGAAUUACGCUGUUUACGCAAUUCAAUUCACGCCAAUUUAUUCUUCACAUACAUAAUGUCGGCGUUGCUGUGGAUACUGACUUUGUCCGUACAUAUUUCCAUACGAACGGGCUUGGGAGGCUGUGUGGUUCUCGUCACGCUCUUUCAUUUCUUCACCCUAACUAAUUUCUUCUGGAUGCUCGUUGAAGGCCUUUAUUUGUACAUGCUGGUUGUGAAGACAUUUUCCGGCGAUAAUAUACGCUUCAAUAUAUACGCAAUCAUCGGCUGGGGUGGACCCGCAGGUUUCGUUGUCAUUUGGGCAAUCGCCAAGGGAUUAACGAUAUCCUACGAUGUGGAGAAGUUCGACAUCGGUUGCCCUUGGAUGCGUGAAACCCAUGUGGAUUGGAUUUUUCAGGGCCCAGUCUGCGCGGUGCUGAUAAUGAACUUAAUAUUUCUACUGAGAAUUAUGUGGGUGUUGAUAACAAAACUCCGAUCCGCCAACACGGUGGAGACGCGUCAAUAUCGCAAAGCUGCCAAGGCAUUGUUGGUGCUCAUUCCGCUCUUCGGCAUCACCUACUUGGUGGUUUUGGCGGGCCCCAGCGAAAGCGGCGUCAUGAGUCACAUGUUCGCCGUCGUGCGCGCGCUGCUGCUCAGCACGCAGGGCUUCGCAGUGUCAUUGUUCUAUUGUUUCUUAAAUUCCGAAGUGAGAAACACGCUGAGGCAUCACAUUUCCACGUGGCGCGACGAGCGGAAUAUCCAACUGAAUCAAAGCAGAAGAUACACCACAAAGAGCUUCUCAAAGGAUUGCUCGCCGAGAACCGAGAGCACACGGCCACUCACAGCCUACUAUGGCAAAGGCAAGCGCGAGUCCAGCGUCUCAUCGGCCACCACCACCACCCUGCUGGGCCACAACCAGAGCCUGAGUGUGAACGCGAACAUCAGCGCUGCGAUGGCGUUGCAGCACAGCUCUAACGGCACUUUACACACGAUGCCCACCGUGACGGCACUGACCGUUAUGCCGCGAGCGAUUAGUCCGCUCAUGAAGCAAGGACUUGAGGAAAAUUCCGUAUAAGAGAACACAAAUUAUAAAGAACUAACAUCUAUGAGUAGUAUUAAGCAAUCUCUUUAUUAAUUUAGCUAAGUUAAAGAAUAUUAGAAGUAAGACAAUUAGCUAAUCAAAAGCGAGAAGGGAAAUUAUUAAACGCAAACUAACGAAUUUACUAUAAGUACUAGAAGUUUUUUAACACACUGUACUCUAAGCACCACUUAAAUGUAAAUAUUAUUUAAAAUUGUUGUAACUGUAAUUAUAAAAAUGUUGCAACUGUAAUUAUAGAAUUGUAAAUAAUUGAUAUUUUUGUGUAAAUAUUGCUUUCAUUUGUGUGUUUGCUUUGGAACUUGAGCACGAAUACUGAUCUUCAGUGAUUUUCAGUGUCAAAUAUUGAGAGAAAAUGACUUGAUAUUUGUAAAUUAUUCCUGUCAAUAGUUAAAUGUGUGUGUAAGUACAAGUAUAUAGUUAAAUUAAAAAUCGAAAUUAACAAAUUAUGUAAUUGUGGUAUAUGUGACUAAUUGUGUCUGGGUGUGUGUACUCUAAGUAUAUAUUAAAUUACUUGUAUAAAGUAAAUUCGCUUGAAUUUUCAUCUUUAAUUAUAAAUUUAAUUGCCCUGCUUUAAGAGCAAUUAGGUUUUUUUACCUUAAUUAGUACAAUUUUUCUAUAAGUUAAGAUAGUUAUGCUGUGUAAAUAUGUUAAUUUAGAAAUAUUUUUGUUAUAAUGUAUAUUGAGUAGUCGAAAAAAUCUUUUCGUAUUUUGUCAAUAGAUGUCGUGGCAGUUCAGUGCUACCAAUCACAUUGUAUUAUCAUACCAUAUAGUGCUGGAAUGAUGAGAUUUUAAGCUACAUUUAACCCAAAAAAAAAAUCGAGGAAGUUGAAAAAAGUUACAGCUGCUCAAAAUUUAGUGAAAAUAAAGAAGAAAUUCGCUAUAUUUUGAAAUUUUUGUAAUAAAAAUGGAGGAAAGAAUGACACGCAAGCCCCCAAUGAAAUUUGUAAAGUGUACGGAGACGAUUUUGUAUCAGUUCGUGUAGCAC
This is a messenger RNA of Bactrocera neohumeralis, 4066 nucleotides long. It is a transcript of the gene Dh44-R1, whose product is annotated as diuretic hormone receptor. Gene Ontology annotation, molecular function: G protein-coupled peptide receptor activity; diuretic hormone receptor activity; peptide hormone binding. The transcript is spliced from 14 exons. Lineage: Eukaryota; Metazoa; Arthropoda; Insecta; Diptera; Tephritidae. The record is from RefSeq and is a predicted model, not a curated record. Gene Ontology annotation, cellular component: plasma membrane. Gene Ontology annotation, biological process: adenylate cyclase-modulating G protein-coupled receptor signaling pathway; cell surface receptor signaling pathway. The coding region runs from base 1498 to 3057 and encodes 519 amino acids.